Messenger RNA from Neopelma chrysocephalum (saffron-crested tyrant-manakin), 3238 nucleotides. RefSeq names its product serine/threonine-protein kinase TNNI3K. Gene Ontology annotation, molecular function: ATP binding; protein binding; protein kinase activity. The transcript has 28 exons. The coding region runs from base 1 to 2934 and encodes 977 amino acids. Lineage: Eukaryota; Metazoa; Chordata; Aves; Passeriformes; Pipridae. The record is from RefSeq and is a predicted model, not a curated record. Gene Ontology annotation, biological process: protein localization to ciliary inversin compartment; protein phosphorylation. Gene Ontology annotation, cellular component: ciliary inversin compartment.
AUGCCUGCGAGGAGUCCGGAGCGCUCGGAGCGCUCCCGGGGCCGCAGCGCCACAACCCUCGCCCGGAGCGCGGCAGAGCCGCCUCUCCCCGCCCGGCCGGGCGGGCCCGAGGGCUCCGCGCCGCCCCCGCCCCGCCGGCGCAUCCGGGUCGCGUUGCGGCGGCGGCAGCGCUGGUUCCCGGCCCGGCCCGGGGCCGCUCCCGCAGGCGCGGCCGCCCGGCCCGGCGAGCUCUGGGACGUGGUGGUGCUGACGGCGGCGGACGCGGCGCAGGCGGGCGCGUUCCGGGAGCAGCUGGCGGAGAAGCUGCGCCGGGGGGAGCUGCCGAGGGGCGUCCGGUACCACGUGUGCCCCGACCCGCCGGGGCCCAGGAUCGGAAAUGGUGGAUCAACUCUUCAUGUUCUUCAGUACUUGGAAGAUCUGUAUGGUGACCAGUGGGCUUCGUUCACUGUGCUGCUAAUCCAUUCUGAUGAAUGGAAGAAGAAAGUCAGUGAAUCCUAUGUCACAGUCACAGAGCGGUUGGAGGAUGACCUGCAAAUCAAGGAAAAGGAGUUGGCAGAGUUGAAGCAUGUUUUUAGCUCUGAUGAAGCCUUCUGCAAAGUCAAUUUAAAUUACCGCACUGAGAAUGGGCUCUCGCUGCUCCACCUGUGCUGUGGAUGUGGGGGCAACAAAUCGCAUAUCAGAACUCUGAUGCUGAAAGGGUUGCGCCCAUCCAGGCUGACAAGAAAUGGAUUUACAGCUCUGCACUUGGCAGCUUAUAAGGACAAUGUGGAGCUGCUCACAGCACUGCUGCACGGCGGGGCUGACAUCCAGCAGGUUGGGUACGGAGCGCUCACGGCCCUGCACGUUGCCACCAUCGCCGGCCACCACAAGGCUGUGGAUAUUCUCCUGCAGCACGGGGCUUAUGUGAACGUGCAGGAUGCUGUGUUCUUCACCCCCCUGCACAUUGCUGCUUAUUAUGGCCACGAGCAGGUAACCCACCUCUUACUGAAGUUCGGAGCUGAUGUGAAUGCAAGUGGUGAAGUUGGGGACAGACCUCUCCAUCUGGCUGCUGCCAAAGGCUUUCUCAACAUCACAAAGCUCCUGAUGGAAGAGGGAAGUAAAGCUGAUGUGAAUGCUCAGGACAAUGAAGAUCACGUUCCUCUACACUUCUGCUCUCGAUUUGGGCACCACGAAAUUGUGAAGUUCUUACUGCAGAGCAGCUUCGAAGUGCAGCCCCACGUGGUGAAUAUCUAUGGAGACACACCCCUACACCUUGCCUGUUACAAUGGGAAGUUUGAAGUUGUGAAAGAAAUAAUUCAGCUCUCAGGAACAGAAAGUCUCACUAAAGAAAACAUAUUCAGUGAAACAGCUUUUCACAGCGCUUGCACCUAUGGAAAGAACAUAGAACUUGUCAAGUUUCUUCUUGACCAGAAUGUUGUAAGCAUCAAUCACCAGGGAAGAGAUGGGCACACAGGAUUGCACUGCGCUUGCUACCAUGGCCACAUUCGCCUUGUGCAGUUCCUGCUGGAUAACGGAGCUGAUAUGAAUCUGGUAGCUUGUGAUCCCAGCAGGUCCAGUGGAGAAAAGGAUGAGCAAACCUGUUUGAUGUGGGCUUAUGAGAAAGGUCAUGAUGCCAUUGUGACCCUCCUGAAGCAUUACAAGAGACCUCAGGAUGAAUCCCCCUGCAAUGAAUACUCCCAGCCUGGAGGAGAUGGUUCCUACGUGUCAGUGCCGUCCCCUCUGGGGAAGAUUAAAAGCAUGACAAAAGAGAAGGCUGACGUUCUCCUACUCCGCGCUGGUUUGCCAUCGCACUUCCACCUUCAGCUCUCUGAGAUAGAGUUUCACGAGAUUAUCGGCUCAGGGUCUUUUGGAAAAGUCUACAAGGGACGGUGCAGAAAUAAAAUUGUUGCAAUCAAACGCUAUCGAGCCAACACCUACUGCUCCAAGUCUGACGUGGACAUGUUCUGCCGGGAGGUUUCCAUUCUCUGCCGACUGAACCAUCCGUGUGUCAUCCAGUUUGUGGGAGCGUGCCUGGAUGACCCCAGCCAGUUUGCCAUCGUCACCCAGUACAUCUCCGGGGGAUCGCUCUUUUCCCUGCUCCAUGAGCAGAAGAGAACUCUUGAUUUGCAGUCUAAAUUAAUCAUUGCUGUAGAUGUGGCCAAAGGCAUGGAGUACCUCCACAAUCUCACACAGCCCAUCAUACAUCGGGAUUUGAACAGUCACAAUAUUCUCCUGUAUGAGGAUGGUCAUGCUGUAGUUGCUGAUUUUGGAGAAUCUCGAUUUCUGCAAUCCCUGGAUGAAGACAACAUGACAAAACAACCUGGGAACCUGCGCUGGAUGGCCCCUGAGGUGUUCACCCAGUGCACAAGGUACACCAUCAAAGCUGACGUUUUCAGCUAUGCUCUGUGCCUCUGGGAGCUGUUAACAGGAGAAAUUCCAUUUGCUCACCUGAAACCAGCAGCAGCAGCAGCAGACAUGGCCUAUCACCACAUCCGCCCACCCAUCGGCUACUCCAUCCCCAAGCCCAUCUCUGCCCUGCUCAUGAGGGGCUGGAACGCCUGUCCCGAGGGGAGACCAGAGUUCUCAGAAGUUGUCACAAAGUUAGAGGAGUGUCUGUGCAAUAUUGAGUUAAUGUCUCCAGCCUCCAGCAACAGCAGCGGGUCUCUGUCUCCCUCCUCCUCCUCGGACUGCCUCGUGGCCCGGGGAGGUCCCGGCCGCAGCCACGUCGCCGCACUGCGCAGUCGGUUCGAGUUGGAAUACGCCCUGAACGCUCGAGCCUACGCUGUCUGGUCACAGGGCACUGGGCAACCCCCUUCUCAAGGCCUGUCUCUGGAUGACAUGAGAAGGAACUUCCAGUACCCCCCAGUCGACAAAAACGGGUACGUGUCGGACCCCUUGAGCACCAUGAGGUUCCACUCCUGCGGCAGCAGCGGCAGCUUCGAGGAGAGCAGCUGAGGGAGGGACCGUUUGCCUGCCGCCAGCCUGGCCAUUGACCUGCAGCUCUCGCUGCACCACCAAACCCCAGGUGUCACACCGAGAUCCCUGAACAGCUUUAGCACUGAUGGCAAAUAUCCCCAUCCUGCGUUCUGCUUUAGCAUCCCCCUCUGCUGACCUGCCCGAGGGCUGGGUUUUGGUGGUGUGCUGCUGUUCUGUAACACAGGAAUGCCCACAAGGAAUGCUGCACUUUCAUCUUGGGCACUGAUAACACGAUGAGAUGAAAGUAAAGAAACAUCAGUUAUAUUCCAGAGCUUUGAGGCAG